AUGGGACGCAAAAAGCGUGACUAUAAAGGUAUCAAAAACAGCGCCCGCAAGGGUGCCAACAAGGGCGGCGACAAGGGUGCUAGCAAGCCCAAAUUCCUCUAUGGCUUCGACAGAUACGCGUUCGACGAUCCGGAGACUGCUCCUUUGCGGAAAAAUGUUCAGGGCAAGCUCAUGGCCUCCAAACUUGUCAAGCCCACAUACACCAAAAUGGAGAAACACUUGGCCAUAUUCUGCGGAAGGUUGACUAAAGCCGAGAGCGUUGGUACCGGCUACACCGAGCUCGACCGCUGCGCCUUGUUCAUCGACUCUCUUCCCCUUGAGGUUCCCGAGUUCUCUGCAGCCUACGCUGCUUUUCGAGAAAGCGAUGCGCCUACGUGGAACGAGUGUCUGGGAAUCUACAAGUCGUUACUCGCCUUGCGAACCCCUCCGAAUCCUCCGAAGAAACUUGUCACUGGGGGUAAAGAGCGGAAGGGAAAGAAGAAUAAGGGGGCCCCGGGACUUUGCCCUCGUUGCAAAACAAACUGGCAUCAGGGAUCGGGCUGCCCAGACUCGAAGAGAUCCACGAGCCCCGAGACUGAAAAUGAGAGCGUGAUGGACGGGGAGAAUAAGGAUGAGAGGGAAGACGCGGGGGUACACGUGACUGGAGUGGAGGACUUUGGGUCUGGUGCAGAGUCUGAAGACUUUGUCGAGAACAGCGUCGAGAAUAGAAGGUAA
Messenger RNA from Cryptococcus wingfieldii CBS 7118, 714 nucleotides. RefSeq lists its product as hypothetical. The coding region runs from base 1 to 714 and encodes 237 amino acids. NCBI's taxonomy places the organism in Eukaryota, Fungi, Basidiomycota, Tremellomycetes, Tremellales, Cryptococcaceae. The transcript has a single exon. The record is from RefSeq and is a predicted model, not a curated record.